Paramecium pentaurelia is the source of this 1374-nucleotide messenger RNA. Lineage: Eukaryota; Ciliophora; Oligohymenophorea; Peniculida; Parameciidae. The record is from the annotation of a GenBank genome assembly.
AUGAUAAAUCUAAAUGAGGAAUAAAAAAUACAAUAAAACAAACUAGUUAAUAUAUUUGGAUAACAUACUAAAUAAGCAUUUAUAAUUUUCAUAAUGAAUGCACUUUUAAGAGUUUAAGAAAACGAUACAUUUUUUAUGUCAAUUACCUUGUAUUUAACAAUCAUAAUGUUUUUAUUUAAUUGUGUUGCAGCAAUAUUUUUACUUUGUUUCAAGAGAGAAUUUCCUAAAGUGGAAUAUUUCCUAAUAUAUACAAUGAAUGUAUUUAUGUUUAUUACUCUACUUGUAUAUUCACUCAAUUACUUUAUUUAAAAAAAAGAGUAAGAUCAUUUACUUUAAAUGUAUAUAAAAACAUAUAUCAUGAUAUUGUUAGGGAAAGUAUGUUAAUUAAUAUUAUAAAUGAUAGGAAAUUGAAAUAUUAAUAAUCAAAAUAUUUCCACUUGAAUUAACGAAUAGAUCAGUUAAUUGUUUUACUUCAUGUAUAAUUGGUAUGAUGAUUUUAUCUCAUGGAGACAAUUAUGAAUGCUAAAACAAAUACUCAAUGGUUCUUUUAUCACUUUUACUAACAAAUGUUCUAACUUCUAUUUUUAAUCUAAUAUUCACUUUGAUUCUGUUUAAUUAAAAUAGAUCUUAAAAAGAAUUAAGAAACUUUGCUGAGUAAUUGUAUUUAUAUAAAAAUUAGUUUGCUUUUGACAGUGUUAUUUUUAGUUCAUAUUGUUUAAUAUGUUUUGGUUUUUAUAAAGACAAAUGGUAUAAUUGAAGAAGAAUGUUAGUGUUUGAGUUUCAUAUUUUAAUUUUAGAAAUAUGUUGCACCAAUUAACUUCAUAUCAUUCUUAUUUGUGAUUUAUUAAGAGGUGCGUUAUUUUAAAGAAGCUAUUAAAUAUUAAGAACUUAUUGAAAAGAAUAAUUAACAUAAUAAUAUGUGUAAUCAUAUUAAAUUAAUUAAAUUAGAUAGUGCAGGCAUCUAAAAUUAAUAACCAUUGAAAUAAGGUGUUAGACAUUCAGUAAAAAGUCUAAGUUCAGUUGUUAAUCCAAUGGAAGCUAGUCAAAGUAAUUCUUAGGCUCCAAAUUUUGGAAUGUAUGUUUAUUUAAGUUAAUGAAAGUGAGAAACAAGGAUAACAAUUAGAAAAAUUGGGAACUAGUUAAUUUGGAGCAUCAUAACAUAAUUAAGGUAUGUUACAUUCUUGGGCUAAUGUGUAAAAUCCUAAUCCUUUUGGAACUACUGCAAAAGAACAAUAAGAUAGUAUUGAGAAUCAAAAAAGAGGAAGUAAAUCUGUUGAUGAAAGUUUAAUUCGUUAAGAGGAGUCAUAAAUUCCAGAGAAUUUGUCUUAAGUUAAUAAUCCAAUGGAGUCUGGUAGUGUAGUUACUAUUCAUUGA